AUGGUCAACUUCCACAUCAGCGAGCCCCACCCAUCCGCCGGUGCCUACAUGUACUCUGGCCGCGGCGGCGCUGGCAACGCUAUGCGCAUCAAGUCUACUGAGGUCACCCCCGGUCCCACUGCCUCAGGCCCAGCUUCCCGCACCAAGCUGCCUCCCCCACCAAGCAACGCCUUCUACGCUACCGGUCGUGGCGGUGCUGGCAACAUGAAGAAGUCUGAACGCGCCAUCUUCAGCUUCGACGAGGAACUUCAACAACAAGAACGCCUCCGCACUCAACAAGCACCCGUCUACCACAUCGGUCGUGGCGGUGCUGGAAACCUUGUCGACGAGAUGAAGCCCCGAUCCCAACGCCAGAACUCCGCCUCCUCAACUGCCAGCUCAUCGAGCGUAGAGAGCGAGAAGGACGGUGUACGAAGGAGCGUGGAGCACGCAUGGCAGCGUCUGAGCAGGCAAUUCUCUCACCAAUAG
Molecule: messenger RNA, 468 nt
Organism: Alternaria atra
Lineage: Eukaryota; Fungi; Ascomycota; Dothideomycetes; Pleosporales; Pleosporaceae
Exons: 1
Coding region: 1-468 (155 amino acids)
Source: RefSeq, a predicted model, not a curated record